This is a messenger RNA of Grus americana (Whooping crane), 2434 nucleotides long. It is a transcript of the gene PRPF3, whose product is annotated as pre-mRNA processing factor 3. The transcript is spliced from 17 exons. Gene Ontology annotation, biological process: mRNA splicing, via spliceosome. Gene Ontology annotation, cellular component: U4/U6 x U5 tri-snRNP complex. The record is from RefSeq and is a predicted model, not a curated record. NCBI's taxonomy places the organism in Eukaryota, Metazoa, Chordata, Aves, Gruiformes, Gruidae. Bases 254 to 2308 code for a protein of 684 amino acids.
AGCACCCCCCGCGCGAGCGGGCGCGCAAGCGCCGCGCGGUCGUUUCCGCUUCCGUCCCGACGUGCCGUCGCCGUCAGGGCCGCCGCUGACCGGGCCGGGGCCUACCGGGGCCGAGCCCCGCCCCGCCCGCACCGGAAGCGGUUUGUCUGGCCGACAGCGCCGCAGGAACAUCGGCUUCACGUUCUCACCGUUCCGGGCUGUAACGUGGUGAAAACGGUAAAAGUGAAAUAAUUCCGUUUGGCUCCUGGCAAAGAUGUCGCUCUCCAAAAGGGAAUUGGAUGAGCUGAAACCAUGGAUCGAGAAAACGGUGAAGCGAGUCCUGGGGUUCUCAGAGCCCACCGUGGUCACCGCAGCGCUGAACUGCGUCGGGAAGGGCAUGGACAAAAAGAAAGCGGCCGACCACCUCAAGCCCUUUCUUGAUGAUUCCACCCUGCGAUUUGUGGAUAAGCUUUUUGAAGCGGUGGAGGAAGGCCGAAGCUCCAGGCAUUCAAAAUCCAACAGUGAUCGGAACCGGAAGCGAGAGCUGAAGGAUGUGUUUGGUGAUGACUCUGAGGUAUCCAAGGAAUCUUCUGGUGUCAAGAAGCGGCGCAUACCACGAUUCGAGGAGGUUGAGGAUGAGCCUGAGGUCAUUCCAGGCCCGCCGUCGGAGAGCCCUGGGAUGCUGACCAAGCUGCAGAUCAAACAGAUGAUGGAGGCAGCCACCCGGCAGAUUGAAGAGAGGAAAAAGCAGCUGAGUUUUAUCAGUCCUCCAACACCACAGCCAAAAAUUUCUUCUUCCUCCCAAUCGGAACGUCUUCCCAUCGGCAAUACGAUCCAGCCUUCCCAGGCGGCGACGUUCAUGAAUGACGCCAUUGAGAAAGCCAGGAAAGCUGCGGAGCUGCAGGCCCGAAUCCAGGCUCAGCUGGCUUUGAAACCGGGGCUCAUCGGCAACGCCAACAUGGUGGGGUUGGCCAACCUGCACGCAAUGGGGAUCGCGCCACCGAAAGUGGAGCUGAAGGAUCAGACAAAGCCUACGCCGCUGAUCUUGGAUGAGCAAGGCCGAACUGUUGAUGCGACCGGUAAAGAGAUUGAGUUGACUCACCGCAUGCCAACCCUAAAAGCAAACAUCAGAGCUGUGAAGAGAGAGCAGUUCAAACAACAGCUUAAAGAAAAGCCCUCGGAAGAUAUGGAAUCGAACACUUACUUUGACCCCCGGGUCUCCAUAACCCCAGCCCAGCGUCAGAAACGCACCUUUAAGUUCCACGAAAAAGGCAAAUUUGAGAAAAUUGCGCAGAGGUUGCGAACGAAGGCUCAACUAGAAAAACUGCAGGCAGAGAUCUCUCAGGCUGCCAGGAAGACGGGGAUACACACUUCCACCAAGUUGGCUCUUAUUACCCCAAAGAAGGAGCUGAAAGAAGGGGAGAUCCCGGAGAUAGAGUGGUGGGACUCCUACAUCAUCCCUAACGGCCUCGAUUUAAAAGGUGGAACGUCUUCAAAGAGAGAUGAGUACUUCGGGAUCACAAACCUCGUGGAGCACCCAGCACAACUCAACCCGCCAGUGGACAGUGACACACCAGUGACCCUAGGUGUUUAUUUAACUAAGAAAGAGCAGAAGAAAUUACGGCGACAGACUCGGAGAGAAGCCCAGAAGGAGCUGCAAGAGAAAGUCAGGCUGGGCCUGAUGCCGCCGCCAGAACCCAAAGUAAGAAUUUCAAACUUGAUGCGAGUACUGGGGACAGAAGCUGUUCAGGACCCAACAAAAGUCGAAGCUCACGUUAGAGCGCAGAUGGCAAAGAGACAGAAAGCUCAUGAAGAAGCAAAUGCUGCGAGAAAGCUCACAGCAGAACAGCGAAAAGCGAAGAAGGUUAAAAAGCUGAAAGAAGACGUUUCGCAGGGAGUUCACAUAGCUGUGUACAGGGUCAGAAACUUGAGCAAUCCAGCAAAAAAAUUCAAAAUCGAGGCAAACGCUGGCCAGCUGUACUUAACAGGCGUGGUGGUUUUACACAAAGAUGUCAAUGUUGUCGUGGUAGAAGGAGGCCCGAAAGCACAGAAGAAAUUCAAACGUCUUAUGCUUCAUCGAAUAAAAUGGGACGAGCAAACAUCGAACACAAAGGGAGAGGAUGAUGAUGAAUCCGAUGAGGAGUCCGUUAAGAAAACAAACAAAUGCUCUCUGGUUUGGGAGGGCACAGCAAAGGACCGCAGCUUUGGCGAAAUGAAAUUUAAGCAGUGCCCCACAGAGAACAUGGCACGGGAGCACUUUAAGAAGCACGGCGCGGAGCACUACUGGGACCUGGCCCUCAGCGAGUCCGUGCUGGAGUCCACAGACUGAGGUGAGGGGGCCGCCAACACCCCCCUCCUCACACCACAACCCACCUCCCUGCCGGAUCUCGGACAGCCCCCUUCCUCCCUUUGCUCUCCUCAGCACACCGAUUAAAGACAUAUUUUUUAAAACAAA